Messenger RNA from Sardina pilchardus (European sardine), 1380 nucleotides. RefSeq names its product CMRF35-like molecule 1. The record is from RefSeq and is a predicted model, not a curated record. NCBI's taxonomy places the organism in Eukaryota, Metazoa, Chordata, Actinopteri, Clupeiformes, Clupeidae. The transcript has 5 exons. Gene Ontology annotation, cellular component: cell surface. Gene Ontology annotation, molecular function: signaling receptor activity. Bases 16 to 759 code for a protein of 247 amino acids.
UGGUUGGUCAAUGGAAUGUUCUCUGCUUUUGACGAUGUUGUCACCAAGAACGUCAAGGUGGAAAUGAAAGGCCUGAGAGCAGAGGAUUCUGGGAUAUAUUGGUGUGGAUUUGACAGAAGAUGGAAACCGGCCAACUACGCAAGGGUCAUCUUGUCUGUGGCAUCCUCUUCAUCAUCAUCAUCAUCAGCAUCAUCAGCAGCAUCAGCAUCAUCAGCAGCAACAGCAUCUUCAUCAUCAAGAGCAGCAACAAAAUCACAAUCAUUACCAACAAAUGCUUCAUCUGGCUCAGAUCUGGUCACCCCAGUAUCUGUAAUUGGAACAGUACUGAUCAUCAUCAUCAUCAUCAUCAUAGUCAUCAUCGUCAUCAUCAUCAUCUGGAGACGCAAGAGAAAGGUGACACAAGCGUCUCAGUCAGCAGGAACCCCAGCUGUGGGAGAGACUGCAGCAGGCAUGCAGUUCCUCAGCCCAGAAGUGGACUAUGAGGAGAUUAAUCCCACCAGUCACCCUGUUUACCCUGACAAUCCCCAGUCUGUAGACAACGAUCUUUAUACCAUGGCUCAAUUACCCACAACCCCCUCUGAUGACCCAUGCUUCACCGGUGUCCAGAAGUCAUCGCCACCUGCUGACUCUUUGCCCUACGCUACAGUCAGUUUCCAACGUUGCCCAGACGUUUCAGAUGCAUCCUGUGCUGUUAUCAGAGACGUUGAUGAUGGUCUGUGUGACUAUACCACUGUCAAGAAACCUGCCAAACCUGACUAAACCACUAAGGGAAAGCUGCAGCCAUAAAUUCAACAAGCAGCAGAAUACAUACUAUACCUAAACAAUUUAUGGUCAUGUUCAAUUGAUUUCACUUAUUUUCAAAUUGUGUGUUGGAAGGAAUGUGCACUGCAACUGUCUCAUGUUUAUGUUUGUAGGUAAUACAAAUGAACAGCGUAUUACAGUUUUCUCAUUUCUCUAAUCAAUUAAAUUCGUCAUAAUAGCUCAAUCUUUAUAUAUUUUAGCUACAUCUAAAAGUGCUUUCGGACACCCAUACAAUUGGCUGUGUUCAAAUGCUAAUGUUGUUUUUACAUCAUCAGUGACUAAUGUCAAAAUGCAUGACACCUCAGUUGAAUUGUCCUCACCCCAUAAAACAUUUAUUAGGCAUUAGUUCAUUGUGUCAUUAAAUGCCAUUGAAUUGUCCAUUUCUAUUACAUCUCCUUGGAGAGAACUGCUAAACCUUCCUGAUGAACUUACUGUAUGAACCUGUCCUUUCUUUUCCUCUGUGGCAAUAAAUUAUGUCAUCUGGCUACAAUCUGGAGUGCGAACAGGAUUGUGUUCUGUAUUAUAUAAAUAUAUAGAUACAAAUAUGAAUCAUAUGAUCUCUUUUUUACUGUUGAAAUU